Pseudozyma flocculosa PF-1 is the source of this 2817-nucleotide messenger RNA. RefSeq lists its product as uncharacterized. Bases 1 to 2817 code for a protein of 938 amino acids. The record is from RefSeq and is a predicted model, not a curated record. Lineage: Eukaryota; Fungi; Basidiomycota; Ustilaginomycetes; Ustilaginales; Ustilaginaceae. The transcript is spliced from 2 exons.
AUGCCGCCGGCGCAGCAGCCCCCUCUGCCGCGCAAUGACCUCGGUAAUGACGCCGACAGCGACCACGACGACGGCGACAACGGCGGUGACGACGACACCAACGCCCCUCGCGAUGGACCCCAGUGCAUCGGCAAGCGCACCCGCAGCAGGCUCUCGCUCGCUCUGCUGCCGUCCGUCGCCGCGGCUGCCGGCCCCGAAGCAUCACAUGAGCUCGCUGGGUCCACGCCGAGGCCGGACCACGCUACGCCGCUCGGGCAGCGCCCCGCCUCCGCUCAUGCGGACAACCGCGGACAAGACGCCGCUCAAGACGGCGGCACCACUGGCUCCUUGGCACCGCUCCAGUCGACCCACCAGCUGCGCCCUCGGACGCACCAUCAUCCUCAUCAUCAGCAUCAGGCCCACGCCGAGCAGCAGCACCAGCAGCAUCGCCUCUUUCCCUCAUCCUCGUCCAGCCAGCUCGCAGAAACGGCCGAUGCGCCCGGAGCAUCGUCAGCCUCUACCACGGCCACAGCCUCUGCUGCCGCCUCGUCGUCGUCCGCCGCCCACUCGCGCUCCUCGAGCGGCCCCGCCCGCGCCUUUCAGCGCGCCCGAUCGCGCAACCGCUCCCUCGAUAUCACCGCCUCGACCUCUCGCCCGUCGCGCCACCUCCGCGCCUCCACUGCGAGGAACUCUGCCAAUGCGCACGGCGGCAGCGCUACCGACGGCACCGCGGCCGGCCUCCGCACUUCCGUCUCCUCGUCGUCGCUGUCCCGCGCCGCCUCGAGCCUGUUCGGCGCAUCUUGCUCGUCGUCGGCGUCUUCCAGUCCGGAAGACGGCAUUCGUUCCGCUCUCUCGAACCUGCCUCGCCAAGCUGACCGCAGCGAGAGCCAGGAGGCACGCAGGCAGAGCCAGGGACACCCCGACGGCGAAAGCCAGGCAUCCUCCCAGGGCCGCCCGUCGUCGGCCAUGUCGCCGCCCCGACCCACGCGGGCGCUGCCCCGCCGCAACGCAUCGGCCAUGACCGCCAGCCGUCCGCUGCCGCAACCUGCGCAAAACAACCGCACCGCGACCUCGAGCGGCGACGGCAUGGCGGGCCCGUCGCCAUCUUUGACUUCCUCGCCCUAUGCCCUUCGAUCGCGCAGGUCGCUGGGCCCAUCGCCAAUGUCGUCGGCCAACUCCAAUGCCAACAUCAUGGCCUCGGGCGGCGGCGGCAGCGGCGGCAAUCCGUCCUCAUCCGCCAACCGGUACGGUGCAGGUGCAUCGUCGUCGGCGUCUUCUUCGACCGGCUGCAAUCCGCUCGCAUCCUCGGCCGGCUUCGGCAUGGGAGGGGAUCCCGGGCCUCUGUCGUCGUCAUCAGGCGCCUCGACGCCCAGGACGCCGCUAGCAGAAAUCCCCUUGUGGCUGGCCGACAUGCGCAGCGAGAGUCGGCGCAGCAGUAGCAGCAGCAGCAUGGCCCUCGACGGCGACGAAGCUGGCGGCAGUUACUUUACGCCGCGGCCGGGCUACGGCCGCUCCAGGACCGCGUCCUCGUCGAGCACCUCGAGCAACAUGAGCAUGGUGCCCACGCCCUCGUCGUCGUCGGGCAUGGCCCCCACCCGGCGUUCGCUGCGAGACCGUCGGCCGCGGCAGAGCAACGAAAACGACCCCGACAGCCUGGGCUCGAGGCACAGCCAGGACCUCGACUGGCCCGACGUUCAACACACUCCGACCUUGGGCGAGUCGUCGCAAGCCUCGUCGAGCUCGUCACCCAUGGCGCUCCGCAGCAGGUCCUCGAGCGGACCGGCACGACGGCCGUCGAUCGGGCAGACACCGGGAAGAUCGACGAAUGGGCCCCUUUCGCUGACGGCGUCAUCGUCGCACCCGACCACACCCGUGCGGCAGCGACCGUCAAGCACGCAACGUCCAUUGAGCAUCAGCACCGUGCAGAGCAGCUCGAGCGGCGGACUGUCGGAGCGCGCUUUCGGCAACAGCCUCGCCAAUGGCGCCACCGCCCCCGCGCCGACUCCGCCGACGCUGGCCGAGAGGAGGAUGCGGCCAUCACGCUCGUCGGACGUGCCCAUGGAGCUCGAGGCCGUUCCCGAAUCGACCAGCGAGCAUCCGGCCUCCGCUGCGGGGGCGAUGCUGCCGGACAGCGGCGAUGCCGGCGGCCCAGCGCGGAUGACGCGCUCCUCGAGCCGACGAAGGCAGCUGGCUCCCUCGGCAACCGAGAAUCGGCCCGCUGCCGGCAGCGCACACCCGCCCGAUGCCCCCGUCACGCCCCUCCGCACUCUACAGAUUGCCCCGAACCAUCGUCGGCGACGCAGCCAGCCGGACGAGGCGCAGCAGGACGGCGUUGCGCAGUACGUGCUGCCUUGGUCGCCGUCGAUGCCGACGCUGACGCUGCGCAGCUCGCCCCGGCUCGCCUCGGCCGGACGUGCCUCGACGGCCUCGCACGCCGCCGAAUCGCUCCCGUCGUCGUCGCAGCAGUCGUUCAACGAGCCGCCCUCGCCCUCGGCCUCGUCGACCGUCACAAGCCUGACGAACGCCUCAACCGCCGGCGAGAGCAGCGCCUCUGGCUCGGCCGGCAUGCCUGCCACGCCCCUGGGCGACAUUGCGCCCGGUCUGCCGUCGGUCGAGGCGAUCCAGUCGAUGCAGCACGACGACAUCGACGGGCCUCCCAGACGGGCCAGGACGCGCGCAUCGGCUGCAGCCGCCGCUGCCGCCGCCGCCAGCGGCGAUGUCGGCCUCGACGGUGAUCAGACCGGGCUCGGCCUGGGCGGCACCGAGGACAAGCAGUACGAUGGUGACGACGCCGCCGUCGGCCGUCUCAAUCUCCUGCUCCGCGGUCGGCCAUUUUAG